AAACCUUGACAACAUUUACAUGAUCUGCCUCAAUCAUUCUUAGUCAUAGCCUGUUUUCUCAUCUUCCCCCGAAAAGGACAGAACCCACACCACCAUGGUCGAAACCAGACGGAGCAGCUCCUCCUCUUCCAAGCGCUCUCUCUCUUCGCCCUCUCCCCCCAACAACACCAAACGAUCCAAGGUCUCCGAGGAUUCCUCAUCCACCACCGCCCCUUCCAUCGCUCCGGUCAACGAAUCUGGAACCGCCAAUGAAUCCGCCGAACCCGAGCUGCGGCCCUCUGAUCUGCCCGAUAAGGCCGUCGACGGUUCUGAUGCGAUGUCGCCGGAUAAAUCUCCCUCUGCGCCCGUUGAAGCCGAGGCUUUGGUGUCCCCUCAGUGUCUAGGUGAAACUGCGGAGAAAUCGAAGGCGGCUGGCGGGGCGGCGACGGCGACGGCGACGACGACGGGUGGUCGGUCCAAGAAGCGCCCUACGAAAUUGAACCCCAAGGCUGCGUGGGGAAAACUCCUUUCUCAGUGUUCACAAAAUCCUCACGUGUCCAUGAGUGAUCCUAUCUUCACUGUUGGUCAAGCUCGUAAUUGUAAUUUAUAUCUUAAAGAUCCCACUGUCGGUAAUGCUUUGUGCAAGUUGAGUCACAUAGAGCGUGGAGGCUCCUCUGUUGCAUUACUUGAAAUCACAGGAGGCAAAGGUUCUAUUCAAGUUAAUGGAAAAACAUAUCGAAAGAAUCAGAAUGCCCGUGUGAUUUUAAGUGGUGGUGAUGAGGUGGUCUUUGGUUCUUCUGGCAAGCAUGCUUAUAUCUUUCAGCAGCUCACAAAUAAUAUGAAUACUGCUGGUAUUCCUUCUUCUGUGAGUAUUUUAGAAGCCCAGAGUGCUCCAAUAAAUGGAACUCAAGUUGAAGCUAGAUCUGGUGACCCUUCUGCUGUUGCUGGAGCAUCGAUAUUGGCCUCUCUAUCUAAUAUCCAUAAAGAUUUAUCUCUCCUUUCAUCUCCGGCUAAAACUGGCCAGAAUGUGCAACAGAAUGCUGACAUUUCAUCACUACCUUCUGGCAAUGGGGAUGAUAUGCCAGACAAUGAAAUAAAGGAUACCACCAAUAAUGAUGUGCCGUCUGGAGUUUUAUCUGCUGACAAAACUGUUCUUGCAUCCUCUAACACUGUUAACGAUAAUCCUAGCCUUGACACAAUGGAAGUUGACACCAGUGUGGAUGCUGAUGUUGGGAAGGUGACUGCUGCUCCGUAUGAAUUGAGGCCAUUACUGCGCAUGCUUGAUGGUUCAUGUCCUGAACUUGAUUUAAGUUGUGGCAUUACCAAGAUAUUGGAAGAGCGAAGGGAAUUAAGAGAACUCCUUAAAGAUGUUGAUACCCCAACAAUAUUGGCAUCAACUAGGCGGCAUGCAUUUAAGGAAAGCUUACUACAGAGAAUUCUCAAAGCUGAGAACAUUGAUGUCUCUUUUGAAACUUUUCCUUAUUAUCUAAGUGAUACAACAAAGAAUGUUUUGAUUGCUUCUACAUUUAUUCAUCUGAAGUGCAAUGGCUUUGGAAAAUAUGCUUCAGACCUCCCAUCAGUGUCUCCACGAAUACUGUUAUCUGGUCCUGCAGGUUCUGAAAUAUAUCAGGAGACUUUGUGCAAGGCACUUGCAAAGCAUUUUGCUGCCAGGCUAUUGAUUCUGGAUUCUCUUUCAUUGCCCGGUGGAGCAUCACCAAAGGAAGUUGAUUCUACUAAAGAAAGUUCCAGAACUGAAAGACCAUCUGUGUUUGCUAAGAGAAAUGCCCAAACUGCCACAUUACACCAUAAGAAACCAGCUUCUAGUGUUGAUGCUGAAAUUAUAGGUGGAUCCACAUUAAGUUCUCAGGCUAUGCUGAAGCAAGAGGUUUCUACUGCAUCAUCAAAAGGCACUACUCUUAAAGAGGGUGAUAGGGUAAAAUUUGUUGGUAACUUUCCUUCUGCUGUCUCAUCACUACCAAAUUAUCCUUCAAGGGGACCAAGCUAUGGCUCCCGGGGCAAAGUUCUUCUCGCAUUUGAAGAUAAUGGAUCUUCAAAAAUUGGGGUUAGGUUUGAUAAAUCAAUUCCAGAUGGCAAUGAUCUUGGAGGUCUUUGUGAAGAUGACCGUGGGUUCUUUUGUGCCGCAAAUCAUUUACUACGGGUAGAUGGUUCUGGAGGGGAUGAUGCAGACAAAGUUGCAAUAAAUGAAAUCUUUGAGGUUACCUCUAAUCAGAGUAAAAGUGGUCCACUAGUGUUGUUCAUUAAAGAUAUCGAGAAGGCAAUGGUUGGAAACUAUGAAGUUUUGAAAAAUAAAUUUGAAAGUUUGCCACCAAAUGUUGUGGUAAUUGGCUCUCAUACUCUGCUUGACAAUCGGAAGGAGAAGACCCAACCUGGUGGCCUUUUGUUUACCAAGUUUGGGAGCAAUCAGACCGCACUACUUGAUCUUGCUUUUCCGGAUAACUUUAGUAGACUGCAUGAUCGAAGCAAAGAAACCCCUAAAGUAAUGAAGCAACUUGGUCGCCUUUUCCCAAAUAAAGUGACAAUACAGCUGCCUCAGGAUGAGGCUUUACUUUCUGAUUGGAAGCAGCAAUUAGAACGGGAUAUUGAAACUAUGAAAGCUCAGUCCAAUAUUGUCAGCAUUCGCACAGUUUUCAACAAGAUUGGAUUGGAUUGCCCUGACAUUGAGACUCUUUGCGUUAAAGAUCAAACCCUAACACCUGAGAGUGUGGAGAAGAUCAUAGGCUGGGCUAUAAGUUAUCAUUUUAUGCAUUCGUCUGAAACAGCUAUCAAAGAUUCUAAGCUUCUGAUAUCUGCAGAAAGCAUUAAUUAUGGGCUUAACAUUCUACAGGGCAUUCAAAAUGAGAACAAGAACUUGAAAAAAUCACUGAAGGAUGUGGUUACCGAGAAUGAAUUUGAGAAAAAACUCCUUGCUGAUGUUAUUCCACCAACUGAUAUUGGGGUCACAUUUGAUGAUAUUGGAGCUUUAGAAAAUGUUAAGGACACCUUGAAGGAAUUGGUCAUGCUUCCUCUUCAAAGGCCUGAAUUAUUUUGCAGAGGACAGCUGACAAAGCCUUGCAAGGGAAUAUUGCUUUUUGGCCCCCCUGGAACAGGAAAAACAAUGCUCGCAAAGGCUGUAGCAACUGAAGCUGGAGCAAAUUUCAUUAACAUUUCAAUGUCCAGCAUUACUUCCAAGUGGUUUGGUGAAGGAGAGAAAUAUGUCAAAGCAGUCUUUUCUCUGGCCAGCAAAAUUGCUCCAAGUGUUAUUUUUGUAGACGAGGUUGACAGUAUGUUGGGGAGACGUGAAAACCCUAGUGAGCACGAGGCUAUGCGAAAAAUGAAAAAUGAGUUUAUGGUUAAUUGGGAUGGUCUACGUACGAAAGAUAAAGAGCGGGUACUUGUUCUUGCUGCUACAAACAGGCCUUUUGAUCUUGAUGAGGCUGUUAUUAGGAGGCUUCCUCGAAGAUUGAUGGUUAAUUUGCCAGAUGCUCCAAACAGAGAAAAAAUUCUCAGAGUCAUUUUAGCAAAAGAAGAUUUGGCUCCUGAUGUUGAUUUUGAAUCAAUGGCUAAUAUGACUGAUGGAUAUUCUGGGAGUGACCUAAAGAAUCUGUGUGUUACAGCAGCUCACUGCCCAAUACGAGAGAUCUUGGAGAAGGAAAAGAGGGAGAGAAGCUUAGCAUUGUCAGAGAACAAACCUUUACCUGGCUUGUGUGGCAGCGAAGACAUUCGUCCUUUAAAGAUGGAUGAUUUUAGAUAUGCACAUGAGCAGGUGUGUGCAAGCGUGUCAUCAGAGUCAAAUAAUAUGAAUGAGCUACUCCAAUGGAAUGACCUCUAUGGGGAAGGUGGAUCAAGAAAAAUGAGAUCACUGAGCUAUUUCAUGUAAAGCUCUCUCUGUAUAGCAUUUAUUGCUUAGGCCAUUCUUCUAUCACCACCUAAAUGGUGUAACAAGGUCAACCAGCAGAUGUGGAAAUCCUGUCACUGGUUCUGCCUCUAUUGUAUUAUACCAUAGGUUUUCUUUCCCCCUUUUCCAACCCUCACCAUCCUCUCCAAUUUUUUUCAUAUAUUAUUAGAAUCGGUUGACGAUUUCACUUGAGAUAAAGAGUUUAAUUUAGGUUCCCUGCUCAUCCAACCCUUAUUCUUGCCCUGUUUGGCCUUUCUGCUUGUAUAUACCAAGGUUUUUUUUCUCGUCAAAAUAAAAUAAAUAAUUCUCAUUUUUUUUCUUCUGUUAAUUUCAUGUAUAACCUGUUGCUGUA
This is a messenger RNA of Cajanus cajan (pigeon pea), 4226 nucleotides long. The record is from RefSeq and is a predicted model, not a curated record. NCBI's taxonomy places the organism in Eukaryota, Viridiplantae, Streptophyta, Magnoliopsida, Fabales, Fabaceae.